This is a messenger RNA of Spizellomyces punctatus DAOM BR117, 1084 nucleotides long. RefSeq names its product proteasome core particle subunit alpha 2. Bases 308 to 1048 code for a protein of 246 amino acids. NCBI's taxonomy places the organism in Eukaryota, Fungi, Chytridiomycota, Chytridiomycetes, Spizellomycetales, Spizellomycetaceae. The record is from RefSeq and is a predicted model, not a curated record. The transcript is spliced from 4 exons. Gene Ontology annotation, cellular component: proteasome core complex, alpha-subunit complex; proteasome core complex. Gene Ontology annotation, biological process: ubiquitin-dependent protein catabolic process.
AUUCAGACUGGUCAAGGAAGUACCACCUACAACAUUAUACACUAGUUAGUUUUGGGACAGCUGAUCAGCAGCCGUACGAGACGUUGCAUAUUUACUUUGAAGCCAUGACAGUAGCGGAUGUUGAGUUGAGAUCUACGAAGUCCGGUCCAUAUUACGUUUCUAUUGUCGAUAUAUUGAUAACUUUGGCGAUAAAUUAUCAUCGUCCAAGGCAAUAUGACACGCGUGCGAGGUGGUUACUGGACAUACUACAACGACACGACGAUCCCGUCCAUCAAACAACAUCUUCGGCACAUUCUGAGCUGUCAAUAUGGCCGACCGUUACUCUUUCUCCCUCACAACAUUCUCUCCGUCCGGAAAACUCGUGCAAAUCGAGUAUGCUCUCAACGCUGUUGCUCAAGGUGUUACCAGCAUUGGCAUCAAAGCCACAAACGGUAUCGUGAUCGCAACUGAAAAGAAAACUCCCUCGUUUCUUGUUGACGACUCGACGAUGGAGAAAGUGGCCGUUAUCUCCUCGAACAUUGGCAUGGUAUAUUCAGGAAUGGGACCAGAUGCUCGUGUACUGGUGGAUAAGGCCCGUAAGAGUGCGCAAGAAUACAAACGAGUGUACCAUGAGGAGCCGCCCACCGUAAUGCUGGUCAAAGAGGUUGCAAGCGUUAUGCAGGAAUUUACACAGAGCGGUGGUGUGCGCCCGUUUGGCGUGUCGCUUCUUAUUGCUGGAUUCGACGAGACUGGGCCAGCGCUGUACCAGGUAGAUCCAUCAGGAUCUUACUGGGCGUGGAAGGCAAGCGCGAUAGGGAAAAACAUGGUUAAUGCAAAGACAUUCCUGGAGAAGAGAUACAAUGAAUCGAUGGAAAUUGAGGACGCAGUACACACAGCCAUCCUGACUCUGAAAGAAGGCUUCGAAGGUCAAAUGACUGAAUCAACCAUCGAAAUUGGUAUUGCACAGCUGGUGGAGGAGGUCUCUUUCGACGGUCAGACAUCCAAAGUCGGCAAGUUUAAGAAACUGAGUGGAUCAGAGAUCAAAGACUACUUGGCAAAUAUUGCAUAAAAUUGUACAUUUCGGUAACAUAGCUAGUAAACCAGA